AAGCGUCCGAGAUUUUUAGAGACACCAAACAACGAAACCCUACUCCUACUGCUUCUUCAUUCAUUACUCAUUUUUAGGGUUUCCUUGUUCCCAUCUAUAUAUUCACCAAUCUAACAAGCCCCCCUUUCGGGUUUUGAUCUUCUAGGGUUUUUUAGAAAAAAACACCAGCAAAACAACAAUGGCAACCAAAACAACUUCUCAACAAUCCAUUGCAAAACCAGAAAAGAGGAAGCCAGUGUUCAUCAAGGUUGAUCAGUUGAAACCUGGUACCAGUGGUCAUAACGUAACUGUUAAAGUUGUGAGUUCUGAAUCUGUUAUGCCCAAAGGUCGAUCAGCUACUCAGAAUUUCCGUAAUACUCGUAUCGCUGAAUGUCUUGUUGGUGAUGAAACUGGUACCAUCCUUUUCACUGCUCGUAAUGAACAAGUUGAUUUAAUGAAGCCAGGAGGUACUGUGAUUCUGCGAAACGCAAAGAUUGACAUGUUCAAGGGAUCAAUGAGGCUUGCAGUUGACAAAUGGGGUCGUGUGGAGGUUACAGAACCUGCAAAGUUUGUGGUGAAGGAGGAUAACAAUCUCUCUUUGGUUGAGUACGAGUUGGUGAAUGUCGUUGAAGAGUGAUUGGUUUUCGGUUGCAUAUAUAUGAUCAGGAGAAAGAAGGCUUUAAGUUGUUCAUGGUUGGUUUUAAUCCUUCUUGUUUGUUGGUUGUCUGGAUGCUAUUGGUGUAUAGUUUUUUAGUUUUCGGAUGGAACAAAAGUUUAGUGGUGGUAUACAAAAUUCACUGGUGCUGGUAAUAUCUUUUCUUAUAUUAAAUACUUAUAGGUGUUUUGCUUUAGGUUUACCUUAAGAGUAUCCAUUUUGGUAAGCUGGACGGAUGUAUCGCUGCAUUCAUCUCUCUAGUUGGUAUAGUACCCUUUUGAAUCUGGGGAAGUAAGACAUCUAUCUAAUCUAAUGUUAAUAAUAAGUUCUAAUUCGUUGUUGUUUUAUGAUGGAAGAUUUAAUUUCCUGUUAACUUGCUUGUUUUGUAAGUUCAGCAGUGAGUUCUCCGUGAUUGUUCAUCA
This is a messenger RNA of Papaver somniferum (opium poppy), 1056 nucleotides long. RefSeq lists its product as uncharacterized. Bases 179 to 616 code for a protein of 145 amino acids. The record is from RefSeq and is a predicted model, not a curated record. NCBI's taxonomy places the organism in Eukaryota, Viridiplantae, Streptophyta, Magnoliopsida, Ranunculales, Papaveraceae. The transcript is spliced from 2 exons.